Messenger RNA from Cavenderia fasciculata, 1941 nucleotides. RefSeq lists its product as uncharacterized. The transcript has 6 exons. The coding region runs from base 1 to 1941 and encodes 646 amino acids. The record is from RefSeq and is a predicted model, not a curated record. NCBI's taxonomy places the organism in Eukaryota, Evosea, Eumycetozoa, Acytosteliales, Cavenderiaceae.
AUGGUUUCCAAAACAAAUAAUAAUAAUGUUUUAAUUUUAAUGAUAUCUAUUUUGUUCUUUUUGACCAUAUCUGGGUUUGGUGUUAAUGGACAAACGGCAGUUCCAAAUUUCGUCUUUACCAACCCAGUCAAUCAACACACCUACACCUAUGUCAACACUACAGCAAUCACAUGGGCAACUGCAAAUGCCGCAGCUAUUGCAGCUGGAGGGUACCUGGCUACCAUCACAUCACAAGAUGAAGGUGAAUUUAUUGUCAAGAAUAGAUAUAUCUCUCUAGAUACUUACAAUCUUCUUCAUCUUCCUCCUCCUCCUCAAUUAUGUCUUACAGAAUCAAGUGUAUUAUAUGUAUGGAUAGGACAUCAUAGUAAUGCAUCGGUUGAUAGAUCUAUAUUCAGAUUUGAAGCAGGUCCUGAGAAGGGAUUGAUAUCAUAUGAAAGAAAGACGAAUCUAUGUAGUUUUUGGUGUAGUUGGACACCAUACCAACCAGACAAUUCACCACUAGAGGCGUUUGUUUCAUUCUAUGCUAGUCAGAUGUGGAAUGAUUAUACGGCUACUGCAUUACUGACAGGAUACAUUCUUGAAAAGGGUGGUACGACCGACCCAUUUACAAGCUCGAUUGGCACUGAAGGCGGGAACCUCAUCAUCUACAAUAUCAUUGGUAUCAACACUACAACUGCAACCGUCAAGUUCACUGCCAAUUCUCUUGGUCGACCAGACCCACCAAUCUACAUGGUGUCUCGUACCACUGCAAAUCAAUUAACUGUCUCUCUUCAAACUGGUCUAAUUGGUUAUUACGAUGUUAUUAUCAGUGAUACUAUAGUAACUAAAAUAAUUAAAAAGAAUCCUGUUCAACCACCACAUAUUUCAUCGAUUGUACCAGGAUAUAAAGUUGGUGAUUUAAUUACAGUGAAUGGAUUAAACUUUGGAAAUAAUAUUAGUUUGAUUGAUUAUUUCUACUUUUCUUCAUGGUAUGUUCCAUGUACACCUGUUUCCUACAGAGUGACACAUCGAUCGUUUAUAUGUAGUUUGACACAACAGAUUUAUGCCGAUCCUAUAGUUGGCAACACAGCUGUUAACCUUGGUAUCAUGAGUAUAUCAGUUGGUGGUAUUUCAAGAUUAAAUAUUACUAGAGUUCCCAUUUACAAUAGUUUAACAAAUAGUUUAAUAAUGUAUAGUGGUAAUCCAAGAGGAGUAUUUACAAACUAUUUUUCAUAUGAAACAAUGGCAUCGGUAGUAUUGACUCCUCAAAGUCCAAACGAACACAAUUUAAUGAGAAAUCUAAAUCCUGUCAAUUGUGUCUAUGAUUCUAAUCAUGUUGUUGCUGGAUAUAAUUUUAAAGCAGGUCCAAAUAUAGGUGCCUAUUUCAUUAAUAGUACUGCAAAAACAUAUAGUAAUGCAUUGGUUGUUGGCUGUCUAGGUGUUGAUGCUGAUGUUUAUACUCAAGUUGUAACAAAUGGAAUAGCAUUUAAUACUGUAUCAAAAAAAUUCUCAAAUGGAACUAUUCCAGCAUAUUGGUACUAUCAAUUUUCGUUUGCACCAACUGUUACUUUUACAACGAAUGGAACGUUGACACUUGGUACACCUGGUGGAUGGAUUAUUUUGCUUGUGAGGGGUAUGCGAUUGACUAGUGGAGUGUAUACGGUGAAGCGUGGAGCUGUGCAGAUAUCGGCUACCGUCAUACCAUUUACAAACAAUGGAUCGAUUGGGUUGACGGUGCCACCGAGCACAGGUGCAGCACAGCCAUUGUCAGUGACGGUCAAUGGUAUUGCUAGCACGGGUAUCAACUCGUACACGUUGGCAAUCUCCAAACCGAUCAUGACAUCUUAUACAGGAGUACAGUCGUAUGGUGGUAUCAUGACUAUCACGGGUGCCAAUUUCGGUACGACAACUUCACUGCCACUGCUCAAAUUUUGGUCCCAAGAUCACGUCGGUUACCCAUGA